GUCCCUGAGCAGCUUUGGAGCCGGAGAACUUGCCGAAUGUACAGAACAACUGGAGCUGCUUCCUGGGGAGGACAUCAACCUGCUUAUUGGAGGGGCCAAAGAAAAAAUAGAUAUGAAGAAGCUCCUUCCAAACGUGUUGUCUCCCGAUCCCAGAGAACUUCAGAAAGCCAUUGAGGUUCAGCUGUUGAGGAGCUCCGUCUGUUUGGCCACAGCCGUAGGCUACCUCGACCAGGACCAGAAAUGGCAGCCCAUGACAGAGAACUUGACCAAGUAUUUGAAGCAGACGUCCCGCAUUGCUCUUGGGCCUUUGCGACUGUCCACCUUGACCAUUUCUCAAUCUUUGCCCGUCCUCAGCACUCUCCAGCUGUACUGUUCGUCUGCUUUGGAAAACACGGUCUCCAGCCGGCUGUCCUCCGAGGAUUGCCUCAUUCCCUUGUUCAGCGAAGCCUUGCGUUCAUGUAAGCAACAUGAUGUAAGGCCAUGGAUGCACGCUUUAAGAUACACCAUGUUCCAAAAUCAGUUGCUGGAGAAGCUGAAAGGGCAGAGUGUUCCUGUGAAAAGCCAUUUGAUGGAACUGGGGCUGACGGCUGCAAAAUUUGCGAGGAAACGUGGGAACGUGGCCCUGGCGACGCGGCUGCUUGCUCAGUGUAGCGAAAUCCAGCUAGGGAAAACCACCACAGCCCAGGAUUUAGUCCACCACUUUAAGAAGCAGCCGGCACCGAUUCAGAUGGACGAAAAAUGGGGUCCUGAGCUUGAAAUAGAAAAGACCAAAUUGUUGUACACAGCUGGCCAGUCCACUCACGCCAUGGAGAUGCUGAGCUCCUGCGCCAUCUGCUUCUGCAAAUCUGCCAAAGCUGAAAGUGCUGUGGCCAAGUCCAUCCUGACCUUAGCCAAAUGGAUCCAAGCCGAGUGGAAGGAAAUCUCAGGACAGUUGAAACAAGUGUACCGAGCCCGACAGCAGCAAAAUCUCACGGGCCUCUCCAUGCUGUCCAGAAACAUCUACACCUUGAUUGAUCUGCCAUCCGUUAACUCCAUGGAGGAAGAAUAUCCGAGGAUCGAAAGUGAAUCCACAGUCAACAUUGGUGUUGGAGAACCUGAUUUCAUUUUGGGGCAGCUGUACCGUCUCUCUUCAGCCCAGGCUCCCGAAGUAGCGAAAUCAUGGGCCGCUCUAGCUAGCUGGGCCUACAGAUGGGGCCGAAAGGUGGUUGACAAUGCCAGUCAAGGAGGUGUGCGCUUGCUGCCAAGAGAGACAUCAGAAGUUCAAAACCUGCUUCCAGAAAAUAUUACAGAAGAUGACAGAGAGAAAAUCUACAACAUUCUUGGACAGGCAGUCUGCCGGCCUGCUGGGAUUCAGGAUGAGGAUAUAACCCUUCAGAUUGCAGAGAAUGAAGACAACGAGGAAGACGAUAUGGUGGAUGUGAUCUGGCGCCAGUUGUUGAGCAGUUGUCCCUGGCUCUUGGACCUGGAAGAGAACUCAACCGAGGGUCUCAUCAAAGUGUGGAGGAAAGUUGUAGACAGGAUCUUCAGCCUUUAUAAGCUUUCCUGUAGUGCCUAUUUUACUUUCCUGAAACUUAAUGCUGGCCAGGUUCCUCUUGAUGAAGACGAUCCCAGAUUGCACCUCAGGAAUAUUUCAGAACAGAGCACUGAUGAUGUCAUCGUAAUGGCCACCUUGAGGUUGUUAAGGCUGCUUGUGAAACACGCCGGGGAACUGAGGCAGUAUCUCGAGCAUGGACUGGAAACGACUCCUACAGCUCCAUGGCGGGGCAUAAUUCCUCAACUCUUCUCACGUCUAAAUCACCCAGAAGUGUAUGUUCGACAGAGCAUUUGCAACCUCCUCUGCCGAGUAGCACAAGAUUCUCCUCACCUCAUCCUGUACCCUGCAAUUGUUGGCACUAUUUCUCUGAGCAGCGAAUCUCAAGCCUCAGGGAGCAAAUUCCCCUCAGCAAUCCCUACCUUCUUGGGCAACAUUCAAGGGGAAGAACUGCUGGGCAGUGAGUGUGAUGGGGCCAGCCCUCCGGCUUCUCAAGAGAGCCUCAAGGAGGAGGCCAAACUGGGCUUAAAUGAAGACCAGGCAAUGAUGCAAGACUGCUACAGCAAAAUUGUUGAGAAGCUGUCAGCUGCAAAUCCAACAAUGGUGUUACAGGUUCAAAUGCUUGUAGCCGAGCUGCGCCGAGUCACCGUUCUCUGGGACGAACUUUGGCUGGGUGUCCUUUUGCAGCAACACAUGUAUGUCCUCAGGCGGAUUCAGCAACUGGAAGAUGAAGUAAAGAGAGUCCAGAAUAACAACACCUUACGCAAGCCUGGAAGACUUGCAUCUGGACGAACGGAUCAUGCAGUUCCUGUCAAUCGUCAACACCAUGUUUGCUACCAUCAAUCGCCAAGAGACGCCGCGUUUCCAUGCCAGGCAUUACUCGGUGACUCCCCUGGGAACCAGGUCGGGCCUGAUUCAGUGGGUGGAUGGAGCCACGCCUUUGUUUGGGCUCUACAAGAGGUGGCAGCAGCGGGAGGCGGCCUUGCAAGCCCAGAAGGAUUCCUACCAGGCCCCACAGAACCCAGGGAUCGUACCCAGACCCAGCGAACUCUACUACAGCAAAAUUGGACCAGCCUUGAAAGCAGUUGGACUUAGUCUGGAUGUCUCCCGUCGAGACUGGCCCCUGAAUGUCAUGAAGUCCGUUUUGGAAGAAUUAAUGGAAGCCACACCCCCGAGUCUUCUAGCUAAAGAGCUUUGGUCGUCAUGUGCCACACCUGACGAAUGGUGGAGAGUGACCCAGGUCCUGCACAUCAUGCGCCGAGGACGGGAAACCCUGCUGACGUUACUCGAAGCUUUUGUCUAUGACCCGCUCGUCGACUGGACCGCAGGUGGCGAAGCCGGGUUUGCCGGAGCUGUGUACGGCGGCGGGGGGCAGCAAGCAGAAAACAAACAGAGCAAAAGAGAAAUGGAGAGGGACAUUACCCGCAGCCUCUUCUCCUCGAGAGUUGCAGAAAUAAAGGUCAACUGGUUUAAAAACAGAGAUGAAAUGCUGACUGUAAUUCCUAAACUGGAUAGCAGUUUAGGGGAAUAUUUACAUUUGCAAGAGCAGCUGACAGAUAUUGAAAAAUUACAAGGCAAACUAUUAGAAGAGAGUGAUUAUCUGGAAAGUGCCGAAGGAGUUGAGCAUCCUUCUCACACACUGCAGCACAGAUAUUCUGAGCAUACACAGCUGCAGUCUCAGCAGAGAGCCGUGCAGGAAGCAGUCCAGGUGAAACUGAAUGAAUUUGAGCAGUGGAUCUCACACUACCAAGCUGCUUUUAGUAAUCUGGAAGCUACUCAACUUGCAAGCCUGCUUCAGGAGAUCAGCACUCAGAUGGAUCUUGGUCCUCCAAGCUAUGUGCCUGCCACCGCCUUCCUUCAGAACGCAGGUCAGGCUCACUUGAUCAGCCAGUGUGAACAACUAGAAGGAGAGGUUGGUGCUUUUCUCCAGCAGAGGCGCUCGGUUCUACGUGGCUGCCUGGAACAGCUGCACAACUACGCCACCGUUGCGCUACAGUAUCCUAAAACAGUGUUCCAGAAGCACCGUGUCGAGCAAUGGAAGGUCUGGAUGGAAGACCUCAUUGUUAACAUGACCAUCGACCAUUGCCAGGAUCUCUAUCGGAACUAAACAAGAUGGAAAUUCCUGCCGCCUGGCGCAAGAUUGAUAUAAUCAGGGAAGCCCGCAGCACUCAAACAAACUUUUUUGAUGACGAGAACAACCGGCAAGUCUUAGAAGAGAUUUUCUUUUUGAAAAGGCUACAGACAAUAAAGGAGUUUUUCAAACUCUGUGGCACUUUUUCUAAGACUCUUUCAGGUAUCAAUUCCAUGGAAGAUCAAACCACUGUGAAUGGACCGGUGCCCAUCGUCAACGUGAAGACCUUGUAUCGGAAUUCUUGCUUUAGCGAAGACCAGAUGGCCAAGCCAAUCAAAGCUUUCACCGCUGACUUCGUCCGCCAGCUUUUAAUCGGCCUGCCCAAUCAGGCUCUGGGACUCACCCUGUGCAGCUUCAUCAGCGCUCUGGGGGUGGACAUCAUCGCUCAAGUCGAAGCCAAGGACUUCGGAGCCGAAAGCAAAGUCUCGGUGGACGAUCUGUGCAAGAAAGCCGUGGAGCACAACAUCCAGAUCGGCAAGUACUCCCAGCUGGUGAUGAACCGAGCCACCGUACUGGCCAGUUCGUAUGACACGGCGUGGAAGAAGCACGACCUGGUCAGGAGGCUGGAGACCAGCAUCUCUUCAUGCAAGACCAGUCUCCAGAGGGUGCAGCUGCACAUUGCCAUGUUCCAGUGGCAACAUGAGGAUCUCCUUCUCAACCGCCCACAAGCCAUGACGGUCACUCCUCCGCCUCGUUCUGCCAUUUUGGCUAGCAUGAAAAAGAAACUUCACACACUGGGACAGAUUGAAGCUUCCAUUGUAGCAGUUCAGGAAAAACUGGCCGCCCUUGAAGCAAGCAUCGAGCAGCGUUUGAAAUGGGCCGGGGGAGCCAAUCCAGCAUUAGCCCCAGUUCUGCAGGAUUUCGAUGCCACCAUUGCCGAAAGAAGAAACCUUGUUCUGAAAGAAAGUCAACGAGCCAACCAGGUUACUUUCCUCUGUAGUAACAUCAUCCAUUUCGAAAGCUUGCGUACCAGAACAGCAGAAGCCUUAAACCUUGAUGCUGCGUUGUUUGAACUUAUCAAACGUUGCCAACAAAUGUGCUCCUUUGCAUCCCAGUUUAAUAGCACCGUUUCUGAUCUGGAGCUUCGAUUGCUUCACAGAGUGGGAACCAAUCAUGACCAUCCCAUUGGUAGCUCUGAAUGGCUUGUCAUAGCUCACAAGCAGCUGACCCAGGACACGUCGGCUCAGAGGACGGCACAGGCUGAGAAAGAACAGCAUAUAGACACCGUGUGUGAAACCAUUCAAAAUCUGGUUGAUAGUAUUAAAACUGUGCUCACUGGGCACAAUCGACAACUUGGGGAUGUCAAACAUCUGCUGAAAGCCAUGGCUAAGGAUGAAGAAGCUGCCCUGGCUGAUGGCGAAGAUGUUCCUUAUGAGAACAGUGUUAGACAAUUCUUGGGAGAGUAUAAAUUAUGGCAAGACAAUAUUCAGACUGUUCUGUUUACGCUAGUUCAGGCUAUGGGUCAGGUGCGCAGUCAGGAACAUAUUGAAAUGCUGCAAGAAAUUACACCCACUCUGAAAGAGCUGAGAACUCAGAGCCAGAGUGUCUACAAUAAUCUAGUGAGUUUUGCAUCGCCCUUAAUCACGGAUACGCCGAAUGAAUGCUCCAGCCCGACGUCUGUUGCUGUGUGCCAGCCAACAUUUGCCGCAGCGGUCCGUAGCAAUACGGGACAGAAAACUCAGCCAGAGAUCAUGUCGCAGAAUACAAGGAAACUAAUUCAGAAAAACUUGGCGCCAUCGGCAGAUACUCCUCCAGGCACAAUUGCAGGAGCUGGAAAGAGUGUUAUCUCUAGCCCUAAAAAGGCCAUCAGAGACCCUAAAACAGGCAAAGCUGUGCAAGAGCGGAAUUCGUAUGCUGUAAGUGUGUGGAAACGUGUCAAGGCCAAGUUGGAAGGCCGGGAUUUGGAUCCCAACAGGAGAAUGUCUGUUGCUGAACAGGUUGACUAUGUGAUUAAGGAAGCCACUAAUCUAGAUAACUUGGCUCAGCUGUAUGAAGGUUGGACAGCCUGGGUAUGAAACCGGAAGAGAUCGGGUCAGUUUGGUUCAGCGAGGCGAGCGGCAUCCAUCAGAAUCAACCGGGCCUCAGGCAUCCAUAAGCAGCAGCACCACAGCUGGUGGUAACGCCUUUCUGGGGCUUACUGUGAGGAGACCUCAGCAAUCUCGGUGCACUGGGAACGUCAGCCCUGCAGAGUAGCUGCACUCAGGGAUAUGCUAAACACAAUGGCCUGGAACCCCCACCCCCCUCCUCUCUCUCUCCCCCCCCUCCUCCCCUCCCUCCAGGGUCAAAGAGUGUGGAAGCUCAUCGCCUGAACACGCAGGGCCGUCUUUCUGCUCCAGAAGAACUGCAAAAGGUGUCCAGGGUUUUGGGGAGGGACUAGCUGCAGAAAGGGAAUUUGGGAAAACGCUACAAACCGCAGAGUGAUUUGGGACUUUGGUUCCACCUGACCCUGUGAACAAUGCAGGAAAAAAAACACGACGAUGACGACAACAAGUGUGCAACCCCCCCCCCCUCUUCCCCUCCAACCCGUGGGGGGGGGAAUAAAAAUAAAGAGGAAGGAGGGCAGGGCGUGAAGAAACUGCAGCAAAGGAAGAUUUGAGAGAUUUGAGUUCCUUGUCGCUCUUAGUUGCUCAGCAACGGUGCCGGUUGAGUUCGACCAGUUGGUGCAAAACGAAUAAAUAAAUAAAAUAAAAGGAAAAAAAAAAGGAGGAAAAAAAAACAGCUACACGAGAUGAACUUCAGAAAUAGACUGAAAUGCAAAAAAAAUAAAAUAAAAAAAAUAGCUGUACAUCAGCCGUAUUGGAAGAGCCCUCUGAGAAGAGAGCCUUUUUGACUUUUUUUCUUUUUUUUUUGGUCUUUUUUCAAGUCCCCCCCUCCCCCCGGUUUCUUCUCUUUAACUUAGUUCGGUUUUUUUUUUCUUCUUUUUCCAGAGAAGUUGUUGAUUUUCAAAUCCUUGGUAUUUCAUUUUUCAGUCAAAGGGAUCUUUUUGUGUGUGUGUGCGUGAUUUUUUUUUUGAUUUGGGGUGAGCCAAUUUUUCAAAAAAAAAAAAAAGCACAGGGAAUGCUGAACAUUUAAAAGCCAUUGCCUUCUGGAUGGGCUGAUCCAAUGCCAUUUUUUGGGGGUUGGUUUUUUAAAGCGAGGGUUUUUUUUUCUCCUGCUUUCCUUUUUGGUGAUCCUAUCAUGUACAGUCCCCCCGUCCCCGUCCCCCCUCCUGGAUUCGCUGUGCAUUUCAAAUAAUACACUGAACAGGCAUCCUAUGGUCCCCAUCUGCUCCUCUUCCUGCUUGCAGUGCGUAACUCCUUUGUUUAAUUCAAUCCUUGGCCUGCCUACCAAGCUCAUUCUGUUGUGAUUUGCUGUAGUUUCUUUUGUAAACGUAGCUACUUUGAUGUAACUUUUACCUUUUGCAACGAGGAAGGGGAAAAGGAAAAAAAAAACCAACUACAAUAUCUUAAGUAGCCUUUUAUGUUGUUGAUGACAGAAAAAAAAAUCAAUAAAAGUGAAGUUUUAGUGGAGGUAGUUUUAUGCUGAUUCACUUCGAAUUUUUGAUUUACACACGAAUGUAGAUUGUUUUUGGUUCGAUCUGGGGAAUUUAAAGGCAGACGUAUAAACUGGACUUUGGGGGGGGGAGCGGUUUCUUUUGUUCAGAUAAAAUCAUAUAAAGAUUUUUGUGUGCCGUUAUUUUUCCAUAUAAGACUUCCAAGAGGUGGUGUUCUGUAUAAUAAAUUUUCAUAGUGGAUUUCCCCCCACCCCACCCCAAGCUGUUUUCCUAAAUCUACCGUGCACUUUUGAAUGGUGGUAUGUGAGAGAAGUUGCUUAUUUUUAAAAAGGCACUUUAAACCGGUCUGUCUCCAUACAUCUUCAGUGUUUUGCUUGGCUGUGAAAUAAAAAAAAAUUCGUUACUCAUGAGCUGGUUUUUAGUGUUGCCUAAAGGAAAAAAGAAUCGGGUUGCUUCCUGAUUCACUUAUUGGUGGUGUCCGUGGACUUGACACCUGAAGGGCUCACACCCUUCCUUCCCACCCCCUCAACCUCUGUAUGUGAACUUAAUCUAAUUUGAAAGAAUAAAUCAAGAUUCUGCACAUGGUGUCUGUAGUAUUUUGAAGAUUUAAAAAAAGCUUUUCAAGGGAGGAAAUAUUCCUAUUCCUCAAAGGUGAUGCUUAAGCCUCUCUUUUAAAAAUAGCCUAGGACAUAAAUAAGGAGGUUUUUUUUUUAAAAAGAUCACUACCAGUAUUUUAUAAUAUAGAAAAUCUUUUGGCUUCGUUAGGGCUAUCUGAUACAAGAAUUGACUUGAUGCUGUUAUGGAGAAAAAAAACCUUUCAACCUCCUCAAAAUGUCUUGAUUGAAGAUUGACUUGAUGCUGUUAUCUAUUUUUCAUAUAGGCUUUUUGUCUGUCUUUCCUUUUUUUUCUUUUUCUUUUUGGUAACUUGCCUUGAGUUGUUGUGUGCACUGCCAACGUAUUUGCUAAUGCUUGUGAGUAAAUGUAUUUGGAUCUGAUACUCUUAACCCCUUUGCCACGUUGUGUAAAAAUGAAAAGACGACUGCAUUUCUCUUAAAAAGCCGAGUCGGAAUUCAUCCAGCUGGUGACUACACUCUUGUCGUCCUUCCCAGCAUGAAGCAUCAUUAACCAGCAGUCUGCGUAUGGACAACAGUUGGGAUAAGAGAAUUACAUAUUUUAUUUCUUGGAAGCUGUGAGUGGAACAGGCCACUUACAACCGUAUUUCAUGUAUGCUUAUACUUUUGUUAAAAAACGAAACUUGUACCGAAUGGGAUCUUUACUGCAUAAUGUAAUAAAACUUAAAAAAAAAAAACCUUAACUGUA
Molecule: messenger RNA, 8475 nt
Organism: Thamnophis sirtalis
Lineage: Eukaryota; Metazoa; Chordata; Lepidosauria; Squamata; Natricidae
Source: RefSeq, a predicted model, not a curated record